AUGAAAUGCUCCCUGCUGCUGCCUCUUCUCCUGCUGGGGACACUCUCUGCUCUUUAUCCGGAGAAUGAUGCCUCCCACCUGGGCAGCAGAGAGACACAGGCUGACCUGAGCCAGGAUCUGGAAGCUUCGGGGGAACAGGAGGGAGAGCUGGCCCUGAAUUAUGGAGUGCCUGAGUCAGAGGAAGAGGACGAUGUGGCUUCCGGCUGUCAAGAUGCGUUUGAGGAUGAGGGGGCCAUGGAUUCAGACCCAGCUGCCCUACACAAGGAUUUGCAGUGCCCUAAGGAAGAGGACACGAUUCAGGUCCCAGGCAGUCCUGGGUGCAAGACCUGCCGCCUCCUGUUGGUGCGGACCCCGAAGAACUUUUGGGACGCUCAGCGUACAUGCCAGAGGUGCUACCGAGGCAACCUCAUCUCCAUCCACAACUCCAGUUUCAACUAUCGCAUCCAGUGCUGGGUCAGUAGGAUCAACGAAGCACAGCUCUGGAUCGGAGGCUACGACAGGGGCCGGUUCCGGAACAACAGAUUUCACUGGACUGACGGCAGUAGCUGUAAUUUUGAACACUGGGCCCCAGGGCAACCUAGGAAUGGGAAGGGCCAGUGUGUGGCCCUGUGCACCAGAGGAGGUCACUGGCGACGAGCUCCUUGCCAAAGACGUCUGUCCUUCAUCUGCUCCUACUAA
Messenger RNA from Kogia breviceps (pygmy sperm whale), 678 nucleotides. Its product is annotated as proteoglycan 3-like. Lineage: Eukaryota; Metazoa; Chordata; Mammalia; Artiodactyla; Physeteridae. Gene Ontology annotation, biological process: immune response. The record is from RefSeq and is a predicted model, not a curated record.